AUGUCGAAACCGACAGCGGGAUACCCAUCAGGUUUCGAUCGGACUGCCGCUGCGGGAAUGGGGAUGCUACCGGAUUCUGGGACGAUGUCGAAAAGGAAGCGGCUCAAGCGCGACCGACCUUACGGUUUGACAGACCCCGAUUGGCCAGAUCUAUCAUUGCUAUUCUCGUUUGUCAACAUCGGAAGGCGAGAUCAAGUCUCCAUCAAAUCCUAUCAAGAUCGCUCCGUCGAAGCCUCGUCCGCACAAAGUGCCGCUAAAAUGACUACCCCUGCCUCGAACCUCGCCAACUCUCAACCUGACUUGGUUUUACCGGUCGAGAUCAUGAUCCAGAUCUUCCAAGAUUACGCCGCCUUUCGAUGUACGGAGCCUCUCAUCGGUAUUCCGCUGGAUCCUUUUGGUGACUACAAGACUAAGGCAAUCCGCAGGGAUUGGCUCGUCAUGCCUACCUUGCUUACUUGCAAGCUCUUCAACGCACUGAUGCUGCCUGAGGUAUACCGAACAGUAUACGUGAUCGGUGGUCUUCUCUUGAACCUCCUCAAGCAAGCCAAGACGGAAUCACUCGACCUCAUCCAGACUUUAAGAUUCUCGUAUCCAAUCACCGGCAGGUCCUCCCUCGACCUUGUCAGCGAGGUCGUCGAAGAUCGUAUCUUGCAGUCGCAGCUAGUGCAUUUCCACGAAUAUCCAGGGCGAUGUCGACCAUGUCCGCCACAUGCUUCGUACCCGGAGCAAGCAGCAAACUAUCGCUCUUGGUGGAAGAAACAAAAACGUCCUAGAACGGAGUCCGUGAACACCGAUUGCAAGAGCCUUGCUAUUCUUGCGGUCAUCUCGCGUUUCUUCACGAUCGAGCACAUCCUAAUCGACGGAUACAACGCAAAUGAUUCGGUCUACGACUUCGAUUUCAUCAUGCCCGGUCCAAAGCUCACAUUCAACAUUCGGUGCAGUAAUCGCUCGACCGUUGAUGAAUCGCGGUGGCGCAUCGAUACCUUGAUCGAGGAAAGCUCGGGCGCUAUCGUCCUGAAGCUCGGUUGGGAGACACGCUCACCCAAAAGCGUAGCGUACUUGACUCUGUGCGAUCUACUGCCUCGAUUCUUUUUCGGAAGAGGAACUAUUACGAUCAGCCCCUUCAUCCCCGGAGAAGACCGCAAGGUCAAUCAACACGCUUGGUGCUUUCCCCGAAGGACGCCUUGCAUCGAUGUGCCGUCCAUCUGCCAAUCGUACCAGCUCCGUCUCCCCUACCCUGAAAUACGUUUUGAGUCGGGCUGCAACUGUGGCAAUGGGGAUAGCACGGGAUUCUGGAAUGAUUGUGAAGCGAAAGUCUCGGAAUGGGUGAAGAGCUUGUUCAAGAACGCGGAAUUGGAGCAUUCGACAUGGCCACCUAGUUCUCCUUGA
This is a messenger RNA of Filobasidium floriforme, 1389 nucleotides long. RefSeq lists its product as uncharacterized. The record is from RefSeq and is a predicted model, not a curated record. NCBI's taxonomy places the organism in Eukaryota, Fungi, Basidiomycota, Tremellomycetes, Filobasidiales, Filobasidiaceae. The transcript is spliced from 6 exons. The coding region runs from base 1 to 1389 and encodes 462 amino acids.